This is a messenger RNA of Calidris pugnax (ruff), 4262 nucleotides long. RefSeq names its product armadillo repeat containing 3 (gene ARMC3). The coding region runs from base 162 to 2657 and encodes 831 amino acids. Gene Ontology annotation, molecular function: protein binding. NCBI's taxonomy places the organism in Eukaryota, Metazoa, Chordata, Aves, Charadriiformes, Scolopacidae. The record is from RefSeq and is a predicted model, not a curated record. The transcript has 19 exons.
UCCAACCGCAACCAAAAAGCCCCUAAAAACUUCUUGCUGUCUGCUUGAUAAUGGCCUCUACAGAAAAGCAGUGAUAGUUGCAAGAUUUAUAAUAAAACCGUAUGAUUUGCUAACAGGAGUAAUUGCUCUCAGAAGAGGCCUUUGAUUCCUUGACUAAGAGGAUGGGUAAAAAAGUAAAGAAGGAAGUAGAGCCUCCACCCAAGGAUGUGUUCGAUCCAUUAUUGGUUGAAAGCAAAACAGCAGCAACAGUUGUGCUAAUGCUUAGUUCUCCUGAAGAGGAAAUUUUGGCUAAAGCAUGUGAUGCUCUGUAUAAAUUCGCAUCAAAAGGUGAUGAGAACAAAGUGACACUUCUUGGUCUUGGAGCAGUGGAACAUCUGUUUAAACUCAUCUCACAUGAAGAUCCAAUUGUACGCAGAAAUGCCAUCGUGGUACUUGGCAUCAUGGCUUCUAAUCAUGAUGUCAAGAAAUUACUGAGGGAACUGGAUGUCACAAAUUCACUUAUAUCACAGCUGGCGCCAGAAGAAGAAGUAGUUAUCCAUGAAUUUGCUAGUCUCUGCCUAGCACACAUGGCUGUUGAAUAUACUACUAAAGUACAAAUAUUUGAGCAAGGUGGAUUAGAACCACUUGUCAGACUGCUAGGUAGCCCUGAUCCUGAUGUUAAGAAGAAUUCGCUUGAAUGUAUCUACCUCGUGAUGCAGGAUUUUCAAAGCCAUGCUGCGGUUCGUGCGCUGAAUGUAAUUCCACCCUUGCUGGAACUACUGAAAUCUGAAUACCCAGUUAUUCAGUUGUUAGCCCUUAAAAUCUUAGAAGAAAUUAGCAAAGACAGAGAAACCAGGAUAAUACUGAGAGAAAAUAACGGAUUAGAUUGUCUUCUGAAGAUACUGGAAACCAAUGAAUUCAGCGAUCUACAUGUGGAAGCUCUUGCUGUGUUGGGAAAUUGUCUGGAAGACACGCAUACUCUGCAACUGAUUCAGCAGACAGGAGGCCUUAAAAAGCUACUUUCAUUUGUAGGAGAUUCUACUGUUCCAGAUAUUCAGAAGAAUGCAGCAAAGGCAAUUACCAGAGCAGCUUAUGACUCUGAAAAUAGAAAAAUCUUAAGGGAGGAAGAGGUUGAGAAGUGUCUCAUAAACUUUUUGGAAGUUGAUAAUGAUGGAGUUAAAGUUGCUGCUUCGGAAGCAAUUUCUGCCAUGUGUGAGAAUUCAGCUAGCAAACGUGCACUUGGAGUCCAGGGGAUUCCCCCGCUAGUGCAGUUGCUAAGCAGUGACAAUGAAGAGGUAAAAGAAGCUGCAGUGACAGCAUUAGUUAAUUUGACAGCAGACAGUCCUAGUAAUGCCAGGGCUGUUGCUGAGGCUGAAGUAGCUGAGCCAUUAGUAAAUCUCUUGAGCUCUGGGAGGGACGGAGCGGUCGCUCACGCCGCCACAGUGCUGACAACUCUGGCCACCCAAGAGCCCUUCCGCAGGCGCGCGAGGAGACACGGUGUCAUGGGAGCACUGACAGCACCCCUGGGCUCCCCCAACGGCCAGCUGCAAGGCAGGGCAGCCUCUGCCGUGGCUGCUUUUGGUUGUGACGCUGAUGCAAGAACUGAGUUAAGAAAUGCAGGUGGACUGGAACCCCUCGUUGAAUUGCUGCAUUCUAGGAAUAAAGAAGUCAGAAGAAAUGCCUGUUUGGCUGUUACGGUCUGUGCCAGUGAUGAACCAACUGCUGUUGAACUGUGCAGGCUAGGCGCUUUAGACAUCCUAGAAGAAAUUAAUCUAUCAAUGGUGCGCAGAAAAAACUAUAGUGAAGCUGCUCUGGAAAUGUUACUUGAUAACAAUCUUUCCCAAAAGUACAGCCGGAUGGGAUAUUUAUCAUCAAGUAAUAUCAUUACUGAUGGAUUCUAUGAUUGUGGUCAGAUAAAACCUGGAGUGAAAUUUUUAUCUUUGAAGGAACUGAGUAUGCAAGAGCUGACUGACCAGCGGGCCGUAAUCUUCAUUAAUGCUAAACCACAAGAAGAUCUUGCAGUAGAGGAGAAGGAACAAGAUUCAUUUGAUGAACUGGCUAUCGUGUCGCCUUCUAUUUCAAGAAGAAGCAGUAGAGAAAGAGCAAGAAAAGGGAAGGGGAAAAAAGAAGAGGAAAAGCUGAAAGAAAUUGUACAGGUUAUAUCUAAAGUCCAGAAUGAAAUAAAUCAAAAACAUUCACAUUGGCCUCCACCACCUGACCUCAUUUUACUGGAUUACAUCAAUGAUGCUUCCAAAACAAUUCUGCCUCUAACUACUACCCGGGAACAGGUUGUGGCUCUUGCACAGUUUGUUGCGGACAAGAUGGGUGGCCCCAUUGAAAGAGACAAAGUGCAUGACUUCAGCUGGGAGCUGCACAUGAGUGAAAUAGAAUUUGAACUGAAAAGCAACGUUGUGCCCAUCGGGAAAGUCAAAAAAGGGACAUUCUGCCACAGGGCUUUACUUUUCAAGGUGAUAGCAGACAGAAUUGGCAUUUGCUGCAGUUUAGUUCGUGGUGACUAUAACAGAGCGUGGAAUGAAGUUGAAUUGGUUGAUGACUCUCCUCAAGGAAUAGCUGGGCUUCUGCUUCCUCCUAAACAGUAUAUUGUAGAUCUGAUGUUUGAGCCGGGCUCCUUGCUGAAACAAAGAAGUGCAGAGGCAGAUCAGUACAAACAUAUUUAAUCAUCUUGACAACUUUCACCGAAAUAACUGUUUUAAAAAUGUUUGCAGUGCUAAUGUGUAUGAAAUGUGAGGUCCGGCUAUCAAAAAGAAGCAGAUCUGGUAUGCUGUCCUAAAUGUUUAAUUAAACAUUUUAGAUAAUCAACUUCAAUAGUUAGAAAUUUUGUUAAUUUUUUUGUACUAUUUUUAGACUAAACUAGGAAACUACAGAUUAAAAUUUAGUAGGUGAAGAAUAUAUGAUAUGUGUUAACAUUAUAAUGCUCAUUAAAUAGGUUAACAGGUUUAAAUUAUUUCCAAAAUACACUAUAUUCUCUUUUUCUUACAUUCCUUCAACUCCCAUGCAUCCUUAUAGGAAUUAUAUGUCCAUGAAGAAAGAAAGUGUGACAUUUGGUGAAGUAACAAGUCACCUAAAAUCAACUAGACAGGUUUUUUGUAUGAAAUAAUCCAAGAACUGAGAAUUAGAAGAACUAAGAUAACAGUAUACUUUCAGCCUCUACAGAAAACAUCACAUUUAUAUUUCUUGGGAGGGUUAAUAAUUACAGAUAAUAGUGUACUCUGGAUGAAAGUAAAUACUGUUUGUCCUGGCAGAGGGAAGACAGAUGAUUGAUAAGUUAUUGCUUGUGAUCUCCUUUUAAAUUUUUUACUUUUCACUUGAAGAUAAAAUGGGCUCUGAGAAGGCAGCAGUUUUAGUGAGGGAAUUUGUCUUUCUUGCUGCCUUGGCUGAUGUGGUGUUGCUGAAGUGUGGUGGGGCAUCUACGAGAGGUAAAACACUGGCUAGAACCCUCUAGUGAAUGUUUUCUGGUGAAGCUGCCAGGAAUGUACUGGAGUAUUUUGGGGAGUACCACUGCUGAGUGACCUUACUGUGAAAAACUGAGACAAAGCCCCGUACAGACGUUAGGCCAACGCAGACAACACUGUGCCAAACCGAAUUUCAGGAGACCAGAACGCCAACGACAAGGUGUUCACUUCCUGCCCACCAAAAACGUGAUACAAAAAUUUGGGGGUCUGUGUUCUUUUAGAUUUUUAAUGCUUACGUAUGCACAGUGACUUUGCUUUGGUUUGUGGAGGUCUGUGUCUGUUGUAUUCAUUAGUGCUUAUGAGCGUGAUCCCACCGCUCCCCUCCUUCCUCCUUGACACGCAGCACCAUUUGCCACUAGCCCUUUGGGGAACAUUUUAUCUUUCUGUUGUAAAUUCACUUAUAUGGCCACACAUUCAUAGUGUUUUUUUUUUUACCUCCUGUUCAGUAGUAUUCUCAACAUCAGAAUGAAAAAGAACUCUGGAAACAAAACAGAUGAUUACGCCAGCAGAGCUGAGUGGCAGGUGAGGAUGUGUGUCUUAUCGUUGCUGUGUAGCAGGUCGGGGGCUGAUGAAAAGGGAUAUUCUCUCACUGACAGGCAUGAUCGGGUAUAGAAACCUGCAACUUUGAAAGUGCAGGAAAUGGAAGUAAAAUAAGGAUUAAUUUCCUACUAGCUCUCAUUUUGUAUAGCUUUCCUACGUUGGAAUUUCAUUAUUUUGUAUUGGAACCAUAAUGUCAAAGUGUGACUUACUCUGUUUGAGAAGGUCUUAAAAAACAAAGCAAUUUCUGUUGUUUCUAAUAAAAGUCAAUAU